UGUGUAAAAUGGACAAGCAAAAAUUGAAUAAACACGAAAGACCUGUAAGAGUUUUAUUUGUGCACGUAAGUCAUUUUUACUUUUCGGUGGCCGCUGGAAUGAUGUCAAAAUUUCUGCACGAAGAUGUAAUCUACUUAGAAAGCAAUUUCACGCACGAACCGCAGCACAGCAUUCUAGAUCCCGAUACAACGUCUCCAAUUUCCAUGAUUUUUACUGUGCUAAUACUGACGAUAUCGUCGUGCGGAAUAUUCACGUCACUAGUGCUACUCUACGGCCUUUACAUGGAUAAAAGGGCGUUAUUAAUUCCAUGGGUGGCGACAGUGACCGUUUUUAUUAUGGUCGACAUAGCACACUGCAUCUACAUUUUCAUCGACCAUACGAUGAAGAUAAAUCCUCUUAGCGCCAUAGUCUUUACCUUCGACUUUUUUGUGGGAUCAUUAAACGUAUACGCCUUACUAUGUGUGAUAUCGCAGUAUCAAGAGUUAAGGGCUGGUAGGGGACGAGCGUGCGACGAACAAAACCAGAGGAUGGUUAUUCAGCAAGGAAAUUGGCAACUUUGCCCCCAUUUAACCAACUUUCUAUCUCUUAAGAUACCAAGUAUCCACUACAGCACCCAAGGGACUGCUACUAGUUUCGCAAGCGCUCGUAAACCAGUGACAUAUCUCGAAACACGGCCCACACCAACCCAAAGUCCAACGGGCACAGGUCCACGCACUUCCCUUGCAACCGAAGAAGCGUCACCGACACCGACGGCAACAAGACUCGGUCCAAGAAAAUCUGUGAAAUUCGAACAUCCGUCGCAACUAUUAGAACCGUGGACCAUCGAAAUGAAAUCGCCAACCCUAGCGAGGGGCGCCGAUACCGCACCACUCAUCGAACCGAUUUGCGAAUUGAAAAUUAAACCGCGUUUGUAAUACUUAAGUGUUAGUUAGGCGCUUAAAACUAUUUAUGAAAGAUGUGAUAUUAGAAACAGGAAGAUAUUUUUAAAAAUUCGUGUUUAUAUUUAGUAUGGUCAAUUGGUGCGUAAUUAUUUAGAAUUUAUAUACCUGUUUUUAUAAAAAUGUCAAUUAUAUGAAUUUUAUUGUUUUGAA
Messenger RNA from Photinus pyralis (common eastern firefly), 1091 nucleotides. RefSeq lists its product as uncharacterized. Lineage: Eukaryota; Metazoa; Arthropoda; Insecta; Coleoptera; Lampyridae. Bases 9 to 914 code for a protein of 301 amino acids. The record is from RefSeq and is a predicted model, not a curated record. The transcript is spliced from 8 exons.